Molecule: messenger RNA, 1333 nt
Organism: Somion occarium
Lineage: Eukaryota; Fungi; Basidiomycota; Agaricomycetes; Polyporales; Cerrenaceae
Source: the annotation of a GenBank genome assembly
CUACAACGUUCCUUUCAGUACCACCUACAACCACAAAACAAUACCCGACCAUGUCCGAAGAUAUUGUCCUUCCCAUCCCGAACCUGGAGCUUGCCCAGCAUUAUUUCGUCCUCUCUACACCAUCCUUGCAGAGGCUACACGACAAUGCGCGGGUUGAAUUGCUCAAGGGUAUUCAGGCUGAUCAGAUGGCACCUUACUACCGUAUCGUCACUUCGACAAAUGUAUUACCUCUGGACGCCACUCUGCUUGAAACAAUGGAGAAACAGAAUAAGGAAGAACUCGAGAAACUUGAUCUGCGAUUAAAGGAGGCCGAAGAGACUGAAGGGGAGACUGAUAUUGCCGAUGCUUUGCGUUCAAAGGCGAAUUACCUUACGCGCAUUGGUGAGAAGGACAAGGCUGUAGAAGCCCAGAAGGUUGCUCUCGAGAAGACGCCCGGUCUUGGUCAACGAAUAGACAUCGUACUCACUCUCAUUCGAAUUGGACUAUUCUUCGGUGAUCAAGACCUCAUCUCAACACAUCUGGCGAAAGCAGAAGACUUGAUUGAACAAGGUGGCGACUGGGACCGAAGGAAUCGUCUCAAAGUCUACCGUGGUCUCCAUUUACUUUCCAUACGUCAAUUCAAGCGAGGUGGUGAACUGCUGCUUGAUGCAUUGUCGACGUUCACUGCGACCGAGCUCAUUUCGUACAAUGACUUUGUCAUUCUCACUACUAUUGCCGGAGUACUGACGUUGAGCAGAGUGGACUUGAAAAAGAAGCUCAUCAACGCCCCCGAAGUAAACCAAGUCCUCCCGGACGUCCCCAUCCUUUCCGAACUUAUCAGGAAUCUUUACGAUUCACACUACGAUAAAUUCUUCGUUGCGCUUGCAAAACUUGAGCAAGAUUACCUCCUCCCGUCGCGCAUCCUUGCACCACAUACCCGAUUCUAUGUCCGAGAAAUGCGCAUUCUCGCAUACAGCCAACUACUCGAAUCAUAUCGUAGUCUGACGCUUGACAGCUUAGCUCUCUCCUUCGGCGUCAGCGUGGACUUUGUUGACAACGAACUCUCCCGAUUCAUCGCCUCCGGCCGUCUUCACUGUACGAUUGACAAGGUUCACGGAGUGGUAGAGACCAACAGACCAUCGCUGAAGAAUGCACAAUACGAGACAGUAGUCCGACAAGGAGACAUUCUGUUGAACUCGGUGCAGAGACUUAGCAAGGUUCUGCAUUGAAUACCCAUUCUGGCAGGGUUGUGAGGACGCUUGUAGUUGUAGUAGAUAGCAGCAAUCCAUAUAUUCAGCUUCUUGAAUGUGAUUCGCUUCAAUUGAACUUGGGGAAUGGUUCAAGCUUUGGAAUU